AAAGAGUACACUAAAACAAAAGAGAAAAUAAAAAAAUACAAAUUUUGAUUCCUUACAAAAUAAUGAUAGACAUUAAAAAAUCAAAGAAUAAUUUUCAAAAAUUUCCAAUACUUAAGCAAAAAUGUGAUCCCGACAUUGUAGCUACUAGUCAACAACAACAACAACAAACAGCACUACUACAACAGCAACAGCAAGCGACAACAAAGAAUCCAACAAAAUACAUUCCAUCAAAUGCAACAGCAGCGCCAGCACUAAAGCAACACCAGGCCAAAUAUCAUUCCGGAAGAGAUCUGAAUAUAACCAACAGAUAUCAGCAGCAGCAACAGCAACAGCAACAAAAGCAUUUCUCCAAAAUAAAGGCAGCAGUGGCAAUUCCAAGGCUCACACCUUCCAAUCCAGUCAGAGAGGCGAAUCAACAGUUUUUCCUAAUACCCGCCUACAAAGAUCAGAACUUUCUUAAGGAGGAGUGCGAAUUGGCCCACGCUCUAGUCUGCUCUGCUAAUACCUCAAAGGACAUUAAUAAACAUUCCAAGAAGACAACGACGACAUCACUGUUGCCCGCAGUCGUAGAUAAACGACGUACGGUUAAUAGCGGCCACACCGGCAGUACCAGCGGCAUCUUGUACAACAAUAACAACAACAACUCGAGAACGUCAGCAGCUCAAGCUGCCACAUCAAAUGGGAUGCGACGUACCGGUACGGGGACACAUUUGGGUACAACCACAGCGGUUGCAACAGCCAUCAAUAAGGUGGAAAUUAGCUACAGUGGACCACAGUUCAAGGGAUUGUCGUCGUCGUCGUCGUCGGGUUCCACCAUUGUCUCGUCAGCAUCAACGGUGGCAAAGAAAUUAAACUCAACCUAUACAACGUCCAGUAAUACAACUUAUGCAUCAACCAAAUUGAAUAUUCGUAAUCAAGUGAAGCCGUUGGUCCACAGGAGCACGAAUGCAGCAGCAGCAGCUGCUGCUGUAGCCACAGGCACCGCAACAAACCAGCAGCAGCAGCAGCAGCCUCUGCAGAAUAGACAUAAUAACAACAACAACGGUAGUAAUAAUAGUUUGAACAACAUUGCGGUGAACAGCGGCAACAACAACAUGCAAACGUCAUUGGAUCAAGACGAUAUUAAAUUCAUCGACAGCGAUGAAUCACUUCCAGCAGCGGCGGCAGCAGCAGCAGCGACACCACCACAAACAGUUUCAAUGGCAAGCGAGCGAAAAUCCCAAGCAGGCUUGUGCGACCAACGUUGUUGCCUAAAUCAACAGCAUAGUGGAAGCAGCACUAGCAUAAUAUCUAAAAGUCGCAUAAGGCCCAAGUCCACCAUAAUUUGUUCCAGCAGCAACCAUGCCUCUGUCGCCAGCUCCUCGUCUACGUCCUCGUCCUCAAAUAAUAUGAUAUUUGAAAAGGUCAACAAUUACAAGUACGCCAAUGGGUCUCUGGGAAGCGGUAUCAACUCCACGGCGGCUACUAUGAUGGAGAAGCGAUUGGAAACCUCUAUUGAUUCUAAUAGCAUCCGGGCUUCUAUUGAAAAAUUCAAUAGUUUUAGCGAGCAAAAACGCUUGCCCAUCAGUUCGGUCACCUUGCGCUCCCACAGUGGCAGCGGCAGUACAAGCAAUUUACAAAAUCACCGUCACAGUACCGAUUUGGACAAUUGCAACCUAAAACUGCCAAACACAGGGGGUGGUUCACUGACACGCACACCCUACCGCAGCUCGGGAUCGACGGCGGGCAAAGUGAUAACCAGCAUCUAUCCCAAUGCCUCGGCUGCGGUAUCAUCGACCUCGAAUCGGCAUACCGUUCUGAGCAGCAGUACGCCCAGUAGCACGGGCAGCCUACCAUUGAAGGGAAGCAAACACUAUGCUCAAGCAGAAGAUACAACGUUUAGCGGUCUCUCUAGUUCAGUGGAUGGCGACGUGAGCAAAAAGAAGUUGGCCUCAAUAUCUGGUGGUCUUGGCGAAACCACGGAUGAAACCAGUGUUCGUAGUUCAGCAUCAUUGCGAAGUGCCCUUCCGCCAGCUUCCCCAACAUCAUCACGCUAUUGGGAUAGGGAUAGCUCAAGAUCAUCACUAAUAUCUUCCUCGACGUCGCAUAAUAAUACUGAUGAGAAUAAAAGAUCAUCAAACGAUGAAGAAACCGAAGGACUAUGUGGGCUGAGAAACAUCGGAAACACAUGCUUUAUGAAUUCCGUCAUACAGUGUCUUAGCCAUACAAAUGAAUUGACAAAAUUCCUUCGAAAUUACAAUCCCACUAAAUCGUCGACGUCAAAAGAUCAACCAAUUUUAAAUGAGUUUUCCAAAUUGAUAAAGGAAAUGUGGACGAACAAUGUACAUAGUGUGACGCCUAUGGAAUUGAAAAGGUCCUUUUCCGCUAAGCAUCGCAUGUACAGCGACUAUAAUCAACAAGACGCUCAAGAAUUCCUGCGGUUCUUUUUGGAUUCACUGCAUUGUGCUCUGAAUACCGGUGUGAAAGGAGAUCUUUUAAAAAUAGAUGAUAACUUAAGUGACAAUAAAAAGGCCGAACUUACAUGGGAGUGGUACAGCCGCCUAGAGAACUCUCUCAUUCGUGAUUUAUUUGUGGGCCAACUGAAAAGUACAUUGCGAUGUACCACCUGUGGUAAUACCAGUGUUACUUUUGAUCCCUUCUGGGAUUUAAGUGUGCCAUUGCCGUCCUCAUCGCGGUGUAAAUUGGAGUCCUGUCUUGAUUUGUUUAUACGAGAGGAAGUUUUGGAUGGCGAUGAAAUGCCCACAUGUGCGAAAUGCCAAACGCGGAGAAAAUGCACGAAAUCCUUUACAAUCCAGCGAUUUCCCAAAUACCUUGUUAUACAUUUAAAGAGGUUUUCUGAAACACGUUUUAGCAAGCUGUCCAAUAUUGUUGAAUUUCCCACGGGUGAACGGGAAUUGAACAUGGGUCCCUAUGGUGCAAAUGCCAACUCAAAUAUGUACUUUUCACUCUAUGCCAUUUCAAAUCACAUGGGCUCAACUGGAGGCGGCCAUUAUGUGGCUAUAUGCAAACAUCCUGUCUCAAAGAAAUGGCAUGAAUUUAACGAUAAUCUAGUAAGUGAUUCAUUGUCUGAUCAUCAUCUUGUUUCGUCCAGUGCCUAUAUAUUGUUCUAUGAACGUGCGUAAGUCAACAUAGUAAACUCUCCAGAGAUAAAUUAGAAAAUUUUAACCAUUGAUGUCCCCCUCUGCGGACUUCAUAAUUAACGAAAUUAUUUACUAACUAACCCAGCAACUGCGAUUUUCAACUCCCAAUAGCAGUUCUAAUAGUUGUGUGUGUGUGUGUGUGUGCGUGUCCGUCUAAAAUGCAUAACAUCGGGCUUCAGUUAGAUGUUUGUAAAUCCUGACAAAGUUACAACAACCAUCAUCAUCACCACCACAACAGCAACAACAACAACAACAGCAGCAAAAACAACGACAACAAUAAUAGUAGAGAAUUGGGACAAAACAACAUACAGCUGUGCUAUGUUUCGACGUCAUCUUAAGUUUGAUAACCAAAAUUACAUCGUUUCAUUGACAUACUACAACUACUACUACUACUACCUGCAAAACUCUUGUGCAACAUUUAACGAUUUUCAAUGCCAAUGGUAGAAAGCGAAAAAGUGAGCGACCUGUGUGAUGGAUGAACAAGUAAUGAGCGACGCAAACUGGAACGGCUACAUACCCCAACAAAAAAAGCCUAUAGUGUAUGGUUUGUUAUUGUUUGAGAGGGUGGACAACAUACAACGACACAUGCAGAGUAACCAAACACAUUUAGUAAUGCGCUUUUCUAAAAUGUUUUGAAAAAAAAAAACAACCUAUUUAUUAGUCUGAUUUUUUUGUGUGUGUUUAAAUUGCAUGUGUUUGUUUGUGUGGCAAACAAACACAAUUAAGUAUCUUAAUGUUUAUUUAUUUGUAUUUGUUUUUUUUUUUUAUUAUUAUGACACAUAGUUGAGUUUGUAAUGAAACAAAGAAAAAAACAUGAAAAACAGAUGAUAGAACCUAUGUUCCAUUUUUGGACCUUGGCGAAUCAACAAUUACGGGUACACACACAUAGUAGUAUAUGUAUGUAUGUAUGCAUGCAUGUAGUCCCUCCAAACAUUUUCUAUCGUGCGAGUCACUAAAUCUGCACUCAAGGAAGUUGAAAACAAUCUCAGGCGAUAUCAUUUUUUACUCUAAUUAGUGUCUCGGUACGGGAGAAAACGUGCCACUUGGCGAUACAUACCCAUGAGUGACUAAAUAGGGACUAAAAAAAGUGUAAAAUUCGAUUAUCAACGUCAUUUAUAAAAAUAAAUUUUUAUUUGCCAAAUGUUUUUUUUACCUUUUAGAGUGAGGCUAAUUUUUAUUUCUCUUUCUAAUUUAUAUCUUUUCCAAAUCAAGAUUAAUAAUCGAAGAUUUUAUUUGCAAUGAUUUUCCCAGACUGGGAUUUGAACAGCCAACCUUACGAUUGUGAGGCGUAUGCUAUCCCUCUGUGCUACCGGCCUUUCUUAAUUACAGAAGGCUAAGUUAACAUACAUUCUCUUGUUUGAGGUUUUUUGAGUUAGCGUCCAAAACAACAACAAAAAAUCUAUUUUUAAAUUUGAAGCAAUAACAGUUGAUUAUGAGAAACUAAUUAGCGAAACAUGAAUGAUAGAAUUCCGACAGUAAUGUAUUUUGUUGUUGUAAAUCUUGAAAUCUCUACAAACUAUCAUAUAAAAGGACCUAAAAAGUGACUAUUCUGGGAGGGAGUGAGAAAGUCACUUCCAAAUGUUUGGAGGGGUAGCUCUGCAUACAUGGUUUCGCUGCAUUCGAUCCAUAGAAAAAGGAUUUUGUUAUUUUAUUUAAGAAUAACAUAUACAAAUCUGUAUUCGGGAUUGCUUUUAUUGUCCGUCCUUAAAAAAAUUCGGAAAAAAUUGUUAUAUUUUCUUAUGCUUUAAUCUAUUGUAAUAGAUUAUAAUGUAUAUUUAUUUUUAUACAAAUUUUAUUGCUGUAAUGAACGGACAAUUUCAAAAAUAUGUAUGAACAAAACGAGACAAUAUCGGUAUGUCGUUGAGACUGUCUGACAAAUGUACGCUCUUUCAGGCAGAGUUCUGUGUCACAACGAUAGCCGCAAAAGAUAUUCUAGGAAGGGAUUUAACGUCUCGGGAUUUAUGUGGACAGUAUGGCGGCCCUCAAGGCAUAGUCUCCGGGCUCACGAAAUAGCGCUAAUUUCGAUUCCCGUAUACGAUAAUCUUGUAUUUUCUUCUUAUAUCAACAAUGAACUGCUAAAAAUUACUCAUAGAAUUGAACUUUCAGUUUUCUAAAUACACAUUUUUGGUUUGAAAUUGUUCAAACUUCAUAUAUUUUACCAGGUGACACGAAAACGGAACGUAAAAUUUUGGCAGACGUUCGGUAAUAGUUUGCAUGUGUUUUCAUAAGGCAAAACAAAACAGCUGACACGUUGUUUAACAUUUAUUGUACAUUUACGAGAGCAUAACCAGGCCUUUAUCAUACACAAUCUAAAAUUCAAAUUCAAAAAGUCAUUUGAAAAAUUUCAAUCACAAAGGUAUUGUGGUGAAAUUUUUUUUUUAUCUAAAAAAGGGCGUAGCGUAGUAAGGGAGAAUGCAAGAUCAGAAGAUUUGGCUGUGAAAGCCAGAGGACUGCCGUCAAUAAACUUGGUUAAUCCGAAGCCAUUCGUAGCACUGUGUAAUACCGAGACGGCCGAUAAGACGACGAAAAUCCUAUGAGGAGAUCCGGACCGUGAGAAGACGAGGCUAUUACUGAAAGGAAGGACGACACAUUGGACUACGAGCCCGGCUUUCGUGGCUAACAUUUACCUUCACCUAUGUGGGGACACAAUACCAGACAUGAAACAACUUAAAGACGUGGUGUGGAAAACAAUUAGGGAUUUUGUAAGUUGCUUAAAGCAUGUGUAAUCCAAGAAUGGCCAAAAUAAUCAUAUUCCACACUUCAAACGUUAAAUUUGCCGCUGGUUAUUUGUCUUUAUUAGGACUAUUUGCCUUAUUAUCACACAACAUAUUUUGUAUUCGACAAUUAUUAACUAAUUUUGAAUUUACAUAGAAAUGUCCGUUGUUUGACGUUUCAACAUUUGCUUUGGCAAGUUAGUGGAACAGAGUUGUAUCCCAAUUUUGUUGUUGUUGGGCAUCUGACCAUAUCUUGUAUAUGAUUCUACCAUGUUAGCAGACAUACCUACAUACAUACAUACAUGCAUGCAUUCGUACAUAUUAACAAAUCUUCAAUAAUUAUAGUCAUAGCAAAAACAACAACACAUACAAUGAUUGAUGUUUGAAACGUAUGUGACUGAUAGGACCUAUAAUAAUAAAAAUGUAUUUAUUGGCAUGUCAAUGCUAAUGCUAAAAUAGUUAUUAACAAAAAUCACAACCACAAGUCCAUGUAAAGAAGAAAGACCAAAUGACAAAUGUAAUAGGCUGGCAACAUUGCCCCUUCUGCCUCUGUCUACGAGGCAGAAUGGAGUGUGUGUGUAUAGUAGAAGAGAAGAGAAAACAAACGAAAGACAAACAACAUACUGUUUAUAAAUACCUACAAAUUAGUUAAAAAGAAGAUAAAACUAAACCAGUAGAAGAAGAAGAUGAAGAAGAAGACGUAAAUAAAAGAAAAUUGCAUAUAUUUUUUGAGAGUAAUUUUAUACGUUUAACUUUCAUGCAAAAAGUUUCUCAAGCAACAACCAUAUAAUGUAGUGUUAUUCAAUCAAUCGAUCCUCUGCCUCUCUCUCUCUCUCUCUCAAUCUCUAUUUGGCAGUGUAUCGUGAUUAUCUCUCGUUUAGAAUGUUGACAGUGAAUGAACGAUGGUAUUGAGAAAACGAAAGGAAUUGUUUGCGUUUUUGUAUGUUUUAAUUGUUGCAUAUUUAUAUUUAUUAUUAUUUUUUAAACAUGAUUUGUAUUGUAUCUGUAGGCCUUUCCUUAACCCAAAAUCGUCGUAUCUUGUCAGUUGAUAUUCAUGGCAAGUCAACAACAUCCCCCCUCAAACCCCCAAUUUCCCCUAACUACACUUGGAACUAUUAUCUACACACAUUUUCUGAUCGUUAUUAUUUUUAUCGAUUAUUUUUCAUGUAGAUUACAAAAGAAAGAAAAUUUAUUAUAAAUGUAAUUAAAAACAAAACCAAUAUAGAAUGAAAACGAAGCAAAAACAGAAAAACCACAGAAACCACAACAAAGAAUCACACUUUUAUAUUUAAUAUAUACAUACAUAUUUAUAUAUAUACAUAUAUAUAAAAUAAAUGUACUACUACCUAUUACUACUACUACUACUACUAAACAACUAUAAAGAAAUAGAGAAACAAACAAAAAAAAACAGAUAUGUCGUACAACCAACCGCUCUCCCACAUGACAGAUGCCGCAUUGCCACUCACUUCUCCCUUUAUUUCAAAUACAAACACACACACACAACAACAAGAGAUGCUUUAUUUUACUUAAUUUAUAUGAUUUUAUUUAUUAUUUAUUUUGUAAUUAAUUUAUUUAUAAAUUAUUGUUUCACAUUUAAAAUGUUUAGAAUUUUCCUUCGGCUUAUUGUGUGUUUUUUUAAUUAUUUUGUAUUUAUUUUUAAAACACAUGAGCGUAUUUGUUACGUACCUACCUACCUACCUACCCAUGUACCCAAACAAAUGUACAGUGAGCAUGAGCGAAUAGCAAGUAUGUAUCGCUGGUAAUCGAAUAAAAUAAAUUCAAAAAAUAAAAUGUUAAGUUCAAUGAACUAAGCCUAACAAA
Stomoxys calcitrans (stable fly) is the source of this 7675-nucleotide messenger RNA. It is a transcript of the gene Usp2, whose product is annotated as ubiquitin carboxyl-terminal hydrolase Usp2. Lineage: Eukaryota; Metazoa; Arthropoda; Insecta; Diptera; Muscidae. The transcript is spliced from 9 exons. Gene Ontology annotation, biological process: protein deubiquitination. The record is from RefSeq and is a predicted model, not a curated record. Bases 63 to 3122 code for a protein of 1019 amino acids. Gene Ontology annotation, cellular component: cytoplasm. Gene Ontology annotation, molecular function: cysteine-type deubiquitinase activity.